AUGGUCAUCUGGGUUCUCGGCUUUGGUGCUAAGGUGCGUCCUUUCACCAUCUACAUCCUGAAUUUGACCAUCGCUGACAUUGGAGUUCUCCUAUCCAGAGCCAUAUCCUUCUUUUUCCUGCUUUUCACAGAUGAUGGGAUGCAUCUUGGAAGUGUGCACUUCCAGUUCUUCCUGUUCAUGUGCAUCGUCAGCCAGAGCCUCCUGACGGCCAUUGGCAUUGACAGGUGCCUGACCACCUUUUUUCCUGUCUGGCGGCGACACCGACAGCCAGCACACUUGUCUGUCAUUGUGUGCGUGGUCGUGUGGAUCCUCUCCUUCCUAUUCUCUGCUCUCCACUUAAUCCGCUUCAGUUCUGGGGAGAAUGAAAAUGCUGGCAUUAUGUUGUACCCAUUCAAGCUGGCGACUCUGAUUUGCCUCCCACUUGUAACUUCCUGCACUGUGGUUUUGAUGAUCAAAGUCUUCUUUAAGAGUCAGCAGGCUCAGCGGGCUGUGCUUUCAACAGCCAUGGCGAUCACUCUUCUCUCCUCUCUCCUCUUUGUUUUGCCUUUGAAUGUCAUUUGCAUGAUCCCAAGGUUGGAGGACGUACCUCCCUACAUACUAGAAUUGGGCUGCUUAGGAGCUUGUCUCAACAGCAGUGUCAACCCUCUCAUUUAUUUCCUGGUUGGGAGAAAAAACAGUCGAUCUAGGGAACUGAUGAGGGAUGUACUCCAGAAGGUUUUCCAGGAGGGUGAAGAGUAUAGGGAAGAAAUGGAACUAGAACCCCCAGUGCAAAACCAAUUGCAAGUUCCAAGUUUAGAGACACAGUGACUUUGUACGGGGAUGUGACAAUAUUUAGUCCAGGACCUGCCACAAACCCAAGAUUCUGCCUAGAACCUUGGCAUGUGU
This is a messenger RNA of Varanus komodoensis (Komodo dragon), 885 nucleotides long. RefSeq names its product mas-related G-protein coupled receptor member H-like. Gene Ontology annotation, cellular component: membrane. The record is from RefSeq and is a predicted model, not a curated record. Gene Ontology annotation, molecular function: G protein-coupled receptor activity. The transcript has a single exon. Bases 1 to 807 code for a protein of 268 amino acids. Gene Ontology annotation, biological process: G protein-coupled receptor signaling pathway. NCBI's taxonomy places the organism in Eukaryota, Metazoa, Chordata, Lepidosauria, Squamata, Varanidae.